AUGGAGACGGCCGCGGCUCCCGGCCCAGGCUGGGCCGCUGAGGGAGAGCGGCGGCGGCGGCGUUGCUCGCGCCGAGACAGAGACCGGGAGCAGCGGCGCCGCCGAGGUCCUGGCGGUGACGCGCCCCGGGCCCUGUUGGCCGCCCCGCGCGGCUCCUCGUCCUCGUCAUCGCCGCCGCCGCCCGCCAGGCCCUGGUCGUCAGCUUCGUCUGGAGAGCGGCCCGGUGGCCCGAGACGGCGGCGACCCCGUCCCAGGCCUCGGCCACCGCGACCCCGAGCUCGAAAGCGCCCUGCCGGCUCCGGCAGUCGCGGAGAAGAGGAGGAGGAGGAAGAGGGGGGUGCAGACGACGGGGAGGCCGAGGAGGAGCCUGAGGAGGAGGAAGAAGAGGAGGAGGACUUGAUCGAUGGCUUCGCCAUUGCCAGCUUCGCCAGCCUGGAGGCCUUGCAGAAGGAUGCCUCUCUUCAGCCCCCAGAGCGACUAGAACAUCGGCUAAAGCAUUCUGGGAAGCGGAAGAGGGGGGGCUCCAGUGGGGCCACCGGGGAGCCAGGAGACAGCUCUGAUCGGGAGCCUGGCCGGCCCUCUGGAGAUCGUGCCCGAAAAUGGCCCAAUAAGCGGAGAAGGAAAGAGGCCUCCUCACGUCACUCUCUGGAAGCUGGAUAUAUAUGUGAUGCGGAAAGCGAUUUGGACGAAAGGGUCUCCGAUGAUGACCUCGACCCAUCCUUUACUGUCUCAACCAGCAAAGCCUCAGGCCCUCAUGGCGCCUUCAAUGGGAACUGUGAAGCAAAACUCUCCAUAGUCCCUAAAGUGUCGGGCCUGGAGCGGAGCCAGGAACAGCCCCCAGGGCCCGAUCCGCUGCUAGUGCCUUUCCCCCCGAAGGAACCACCACCUCCACCAGCCCCUCGGCCUCCUGUCUCACCCCCUGCACCCCUGCCGGCCACCCCCAGUCUGCCACCCCCACCCCAGCUGCAGCUUCGGGUCUCACCUUUCAGCCUCCGCACUUCUCCCUACAGCAGCCUGGACCUCAGCACUGGCAGCUCUUCACGGCCGCCCCCCAAGGCCCCGGCCCCUCCCGUGGCUCAGCCUCCCCCCUCAUCAUCCUCUUCGUCCUCUUCCUCCUCAUCUGCCUCCUCCUCGUCCGCGCAGCUCACCCACCGGCCCCCGACGCCCUCACUGCCCCUGCCUUUGUCCAACCACGGCUUUCCUCCCCCCGGGCUGCGGCCCCCCCUACCACCCCACCACCCCUCCUUGUUCUCCCCUGGCCCUACCCUGCCCCCACCCCCACCCCUGCUGCAGGUGCCAGGGCACCCUGGGGCCUCAGCUGCUAACGCCCUUUCUGAGCAGGACCUGAUCGGCCAGGACCUGAACUCUCGCUACCCCGAGGUGGUGGGGACAGGGGGCUCAGCCCGGCCCCUGGCCUUCCAGUUCCACCAGCACAACCACCAGCACCAGCACACCCACCAGCACACCCACCAGCACUUCACCCCUUAUCCCCCGGGCCUGCUGCCACCCCAUGGCCCCCACAUGUUUGAGAAAUACCCAGGAAAGAUGGAAGGCCUUUUCCGGCAUAAUCCGUACACGGCCUUCCCUCCCGCAGUGCCCGGCCUACCUCCGGGCCUCCCGCCGGCUGUCUCCUUUGGCUCCCUGCAGGGGGCCUUCCAGCCCAAGAGCACGAACCCCGAGCUGCCACCACGACUGGGGCCAGUGCCAAGCGGGCUUCCCCAAAAGGGGACACAGAUCCCUGACCAUUUCCGGCCACCUUUGAGGAAACCAGGGAAGUGGUGUGCCAUGCACGUGCGCGUGGCUUACAUGAUCCUGAGACACCAGGAAAAGAUGAAGGGCGACUCCCACAAGCUUGACUUUCGGAACGACCUCCUGCCCUGCCUUCCAGGGCCCUAUGGGGCCCUGCCCACUGGCCAGGAGCUCUCCCAUCCGGCCGCCUCCCUCUUCACUGCAACUGGUGCCGUCCACGCUGCAGCCAACCCUUUCACGGCAGCUCCCGGGGCCCACGGACCCUUUCUGAGCCCCAGCACCCACAUUGAUCCCUUUGGGCGUCCCACAAGCUUCGCCUCCUUGGCUGCCCUCUCCAACGGGGCUUUUGGAGGCCUGGGAAGCCCCACUUUCAACUCCGGCGCCGUCUUUGCCCAGAAAGAAAGCCCAGGGGCCCCACCAGCCUUCGCCUCCCCCCCGGACCCAUGGGGUCGCCUGCACCGCAGUCCUCUGGCCUUUCCUGCCUGGGUCCGGCCCCCUGAGGCCGCCCGGACACCAGGCUCAGACAAGGAGCGGCCUGUGGAGCGGAGAGAGUCUUCUAUCACCAAGGAGGAGAAAGACAGGGACCUCCCCUUCUCACGGCCCCAGCCCCGAGUAUCUCCUGCUACUCCCAAGGCCCGGGCUGGUGAGGAAGGGGCCAGGCCAGCCAAGGAAUCGGUGCGGGUAAAGGAAGAACGGAAAGAGGAGGCUGCUGCCGCCGCUGCUGCUGCAGCUGCUGCCGCCGCCGCUGCCGCCGCUGCUGCCGCCACUGGGCCUCAGGGCCUUCACCUGCUGUUUGAGAGGCCCCGGCCACCCCCCUUUCUGGGCCCUGGACCUCCAGAGCGCUGUGCUGGCUUCCUGGAGCCAACCUGGUUGGCAGGGCCCCCUCGCCUUGCAAGGCCACCUCGCUUCUAUGAGGCGGGUGAGGAGCUGACUGGGCCAGGGGCAGUGGCUGCUGCCCGCCUCUAUGGUCUAGAGCCUGCCCAUCCCCUGUUAUACAGCCGCUUGGCUCCUCCGCCACCACCUACGGCGGCCCCGGGAACCCCUCACCUUCUCAGCAAGACCCCACCAGGAGCCCUUUUAGGGGCACCACCUCCACUUGUGCCCGCCCCCCGGCCUAGUUCCCCACCUAGGGCCCCUGGCCCAGCCCGGGCUGACAGGUGAGGGAAGGGGAGGGGCAGGGGCAAAGCUCCAUCCCCUUUCCUUUUGAUAAGGUCCUAGAGCUGAGGUUUUAAGCCAGGGCUGGAGGGCGAAGGUCAUGACCUCACCAGCCACCUUUGAGGUCGUGGAACCUGAGAACAGAACCCCAACCCCCAUGAGAUCAAGCAUCAGAUGAACCUUGGGGUCACUGGGAGGGCAGAGGUCAUAAACCUCUAGAAAGGGGAGAGUGAGUGAGUGUGUGUGUGUGUGUGUGUGUGUGUGUACACAUACAUGAGAGUGGGGAUCAUUUCAGAGGUCAUAGCUCAUGAUCUCCUGAGGUGCACCAUAGCCCCCUCUGAGGGCCCCUAGGCCCUUGGUCUGCCUCCCCAAGGGCUCACUAAGCCAGAGGCCAAAGUGCCCCCCUCCCCUUCACCUACCACCCAAGUCCUCAUGCCCUCUCAGGGCUGGGGGAGGAGGGGCUAAAGGAAGGGGGGUUCCAUGUACAUAUUUAUCUCCCCUUCCACAUAGCCCCUCAGACCUUUUGUACAUUUUUACAGGGGUGCCCUUCCCAAUAAUCCCCCUUCCUGGUUAAUUAAAUCCUCAGACUGGUGCUGUGUUCCUAGCCUCUGGCCUCUCUGUGUCGGGAAGGGGAGAGCUGGAAGGGGACAGGCAGGCCCAUGGCUUAUCCCUCAGAAUAUGGGGUCCAGCAGGAAGUGGACCAACAGGGGAAGGGACCUGGGUACCUAGGCUGGAAAGAAAGGCAAAUGCUUCCUGCUUGGCUGACAGCCCAGGUUCUCCCCACUUGUUCCUGUUACCUCUGUGUGCCCCAUCCCCAAAAGGCUCAACCUUUAAGCUUCAGAGUCUACUUCUUUCUUAGUGGCUCAGUUUCCCCACUUCAUUUCCAAGUGCCCCCAGGACUCCUGGGCCCUGCUCUCUAGAGCCCUGUUCCCAGAGCCCUGCCCCAGGCUAAGGAGGGCCAGAGAAGGUCACCAUGUACCACACACCAAAGAAGGGGGUCAGCUCGGAGGUGGACCACAUGGGCAGCUUCUUUAGCAGCCUCAGCCUUCCCAAAGCACCAGGCGCCCCCAGGCCGGGGCCCAGCCUAGAAGGCAGGGGUCAGUUUAACAAAAACAUAAAUGUUGACUUUUUUCCCAGGUGGGGCUUAUUCUGUAACAUGACUUGCGGAUAUUUAUAUAAAAAUGAGUGUUACAAUGAGGUCCCUUGGCUUCUCUUUCAGUGUGUUUGGGUCACCUGGUAUUGGGGAUUGGGCUGAGCCCUGGGGACA
Messenger RNA from Molossus molossus (Pallas's mastiff bat), 4171 nucleotides. RefSeq names its product fibrosin (gene FBRS). The transcript is spliced from 18 exons. NCBI's taxonomy places the organism in Eukaryota, Metazoa, Chordata, Mammalia, Chiroptera, Molossidae. Bases 1 to 2910 code for a protein of 969 amino acids. The record is from RefSeq and is a predicted model, not a curated record.